CAGCUGAUCGGCUCCAGUUACGUCACGCGUGAGUACGUGACAUUAACCGCCGCAGCUGUCAUGGCGUCGUCGCUAGUGUCGGUAUAGCCUCGACGAGAGAUUUCCACGCUGUUUACUCGGAUUUCUCGACGUGACGCGAUGUUGGUGGCGAUGUUACCUCAUCACCGUUGAAAAUCGCAUCUCUGACCGAACGGAUCCAGGAACGCAAAGGCAAAAUGUCGCGCAGAAACAGAAAACGAAAAACGGAGGAGGAAGAGCAAAAAGUAAACGAUGGGGAGCAGGACAAUUUUUUCUCCGACGAGAUGAAGGAAGAGAUGAAAAUGAUGUGGGAGAUACCACAAAUUUUCCACUUUCUCCAUCUAACAAGAGAAUCUCUCAAUAUACCUCAGUUCUCCAUAUACGAAAUGGAGAGGAUGCUGUUGAUACCGAGAGCCUCGAAGCAACUAGCAAACAUCAUGACGUGUUUGCUAAGUUCCCCAAUUACCAAAGCAAAGCUGCGCAAAGUGCCACCGAUGCCGUAUGAAUUUUGGACUAACAUUCUCGCGCAUAAGAUGGCGAGCUGGUUCAAAGUUUAUCACGCAAAGCACAAAGAUGCAACCAAAGUUCUAGAAACCAUCGGCGUUGAACCAGAAUUCUGGGAUGUCUUCUCCGAUGCCUCAUUACUCGAUGGGAGAUGCUUUGAAGAUCUAAGUUUUAAGCAGAGAGUUUGGCUGCUGAAAACCGUCUGUGAUACAAUCAUGCAUACUAGAAAAACAGUUCAGGAAGAUAUAGCGAAACAACCAUGGGAGGAUCAGUUUGAAACACUUUUAGGAGUCGAUCGUUAUGGGACGAGAUACAUUUAUUUUCCGCAAUUUAUUCCAAACGAUCUUAGAAUUUACAGGCAUUGUUUGAACAAUAAAAUUUUAUCGACUGUCAAGCCUGUCAAAACACGAGAUAAAAUGGAAACGGGCAAGUUAAUCGGCGCGAAAUUGAGUAGAUAUAAACAAAAAAAAUUGCAGUCUCACAAUAACUUAUCGUGUCGCAGAUCAACCAGGCACAAUAGUAUCAACAAUAACGAUUUGAAUAAUUAUAAGUGCAGCAACGAUAGCACGGAUUCCUUUAUCAGCGAGGAUACUAAUUUGAGUAAUACGAGCACGUGCACUAAUAAUAACAACAUAAGUUUGAAUGCCAUAAAUAGAAAGCGUUGCAGGAGUUUGUCGAAAAUGUCCGAGGAAAGUACGCUAUCAAAUGCAAGAUCCAGUGGCUACGAUACCAAUACUUUUAGUGAUAAGUCUGUCGAGAACGAGUCGUCGUCGAUGUUCAAAGGUUUUGUCAACAAUCAGAAUGAUAAUUGCAGUAUAGGGAUAAUUAAUGAAAUGUUAGAUGACCUCAAGUCGGAAAUCAACGAGGAAAGGAAAACUAACGAGCUUGGGAGCAAUAGUAGCGAAUUAUCAUCGCAAGAAAAUCUCGUAAAAGCACAUAAAAAUACAAUAGGUUCUUGUGAAAUUUUAGUUGUUGAAAAAGAUGAGAAUGAGAGGUCGAGUGAUAAUUUAUCCAACAGCUCAAAAACGGACGAUGAGAAACUGAACGACAUAAUUAGUGCCGAGAAUUCUAAGUUACCUGAAAAUGUAUAUGCCAAAAGUAUUUCUGCCAGUGAUAAUGUAAGUGAUAUUUCAAUAUUGACGUCCAAGUCGGAUGACGAGAAGCUGAGUGAAACAAAAACCAGUGGUAAUAAUGUUAGCAUGACUUUUAAUGAUUCAUUCUGUGUAUCUCCUUCUGUCGAUAGUGUAUCAUUAAGUGAAGAAAUGACUAGAUGUGAUUUUCAUUUAAACAAAGUAAAAGUUUCAUUAAUAACAGAAACAUUGGACGAUUCGAUUGAAAGAAGAAAUUUAAGAAAGAGUAUACGGCUACGAUCUCGAUAUAAAGCGAGACAGCACAACGAAGAAAGCAAAAUUGAAGCAGUAAAAGAUGAGGUAAAGAAAGAGGGGAAAUUGGAGGCGGACGAUAAAAUGGAUGAGGCAGAUGAAAAAAAUUUGUCUGCGAGCGAACUAGACUCACAAGAAGAUGUAGAAUACGUUCUGGAUGAUUACACAAACAAUUCCAAUACUGGUUAUAAUUUGAGAAGAUCCAAGGAUCCAAAAACAGAUGAGUGUAAGAAACAUUUUGACAAGAUGUUAUCUGAUCUAGGUGUUUCUGAUUUUCGACUAGUAGUCGACACUGUGGAAGGAUUAAGGGAUCUCAUUAGCAGUUUUUCAGCCAAUGAUUCAGAAAACAAUAAAGCAAUAGAAGUUACUCCUCUGUGUGAAGUGACAUUGGUAAUGAAGUUAAACGAAUUAUUACAUUUCCUGGAACCAAUGGAGGCAGCUUUGAAGGACACAAUGCGAAAAGCGAGGGCAAAGCUUCAAAGGGAAUGGUCUAAUUUUAAAGAAGGCAAUGUGGAGGAUCAGGACUCAUCCAGUGAGGGUGGUCUCAGCUCUAAUUGGUGGGUUCUUGGAUCGCAGGGCAAGGAUCCACUGUCAGUUCCCGGAGACGCAACGUUACAAACGUUACCGCAACUUGCCCUAUCCUCACUUGGCACCCAAAACGGCCAGCAACAGCGACGAUCAACCGAAGGCGAAAACACGGUCGAGAAUUCCGAGCAAAGUCGCCGCAAGAGUCGGGAAGCGAGUGGCGAUGAACGGCGGAAAGGAAACGGCGAAAAAUCAUCGGACGUCGAGGCGUCACCGACAAGAGGAAACCAAGUUGAGGAGGGAGGAGAAAAGCGGGAACACAACAAAAAACACGGAGAAAAUGAAAGUCCGUCGAAUGACGAAAAUGCGGAGCAACAGACGCGACGAGUACUACGAACACGCGGAGUUUCCUCGUAUACAGAACAAUUAUAUUCAGACAACGAGAGCGACGAGGACGAGCUGGAGGAAUGGACCGACGUUGAGGCAGUCUAUGCGGCUCCCGGCGCACAGGACGAUACAUCCGCUUCUCACUCUAGUUCGAAAGCCCGAUACUCUGACGAUCACUCGGAAGAGGAGGACUCAGACCAAGAUUGGAUUCUACCGGGCUCUCGCAAAAGGAAAAAUAAACGUCCGUCUGCCAAUCGAAGAUUAAAAUCGUUUCAACAUAAGGUGCAGAGCAUCACGGAGAAUACGUUUCAGAACAAUGUGGCGUCUGGUAUGCCUCAUUUUGCUAAUGCGAAAACUGGCAAGGAUAAACUUAAGAAUAAACUCACAAAUAACAGGGAGAUUAGAGAGAAAACGGGUAACUCGCGAGAUAGACACAAUGGUGGAUCUAAUAUCAUCGUGUCCGCAACGAACGAAGUGUAUCCUAAGCGAGCAAUGUCGUCCACGAACGCGGUUUGCAAACUCGAAUCUGUUGAGAGUGUGCAUUCAGAACUGGAUAUUAAAGACGAGGGUCCGAUCUAUGAGUCCGGCGCGAAUCAUUAUGGACAAAGCAAUUAUGGACCCGCGAAUCCACAGCAGAACUAUUAUUAUGUGAUGCAGCAGAAUCCUGGAAUCGCCACGGGAGGAAGUGUCAUGUCCCCGCUAGGAACUUCGAUGAUGCAACAGAAUGUGAUUGUCCAGGGAGUCGAGUCGCCACAGGUUCAAAGCUACUAUGUGCAACCAGGCGCGCAACCGAAUUACGUGAUGCAGAAUUCACAGACAAAUUUUCUACCCGCCGUUCAACAACAACCCGUCUUUCAACAGCAAGGUUCACAGAUGGUAGUGACUCAACCAUAUGUUAACAACGUGAGUUAUGUACCUUAUAUAGUAGCCACGAGUACGCAACCUCAGGAGUACAUGGUCGGACCAACGACGAAUCAGCAAAAUCCACCAAAACCGCAGAAUAGAAGCAAUCAGAACAAUAGAUAUAUGACGACGUCGCGACAGAGCUCGCAGCAUCCUAAUAGUACAAUGAGAGGCAAUAACACGCCUGUCAAAGACACUUGUCAAAGAGCCAAUAGUUCGAAACCCACCGUUCCUCAACGCGCAUCCAAGACAGUGCCGCGGCGGAGAGCACCGCAGACAUCCAACACGGAGAAUAGCGGCCAGAAGACCACGUCUCUGAUCGUGCUCAGCGAUAGCGACGAUGAAAUAGAGAUGAUCAUCACCGAGAAAACUAAUACCACGGAGAAGGAGACUAGAUCGGUGCAAGCUCAGAGAAAUGUUAAUGAGCCUAGACAGAAGCCGGUAAUCACUUCGGACAUCACUGUCGCCUCGGGGAAGGGCGUCAUCUCGCCGCAGAUCAUUCAGCGAAUGAGUCAGGGUGGCAUAUCCAUUACACCAGUGAAGAAUACACCUCCGCCACCGACGACAAACACCAAUACGCAAUUGGUAGUAGUCGUGAACGAGACCGGAAGCCACUACGCCCUGGCACUACCCAAUGGCAGCAAAUUAAUACUUACUCCGGAGCAGGUAGCGCAAAUCAGAGCCUCGAAUGGAGGAAAACUGAUCUUGUAAACCGUGUAAUAAUAUAUAGCAAAUACUGAUCAUCCUGGACUACAUAUGUAUCGUACAUGUCUCCGUUUUGCUUUCCGAUUCGUCGUGAUUGAAGAUAACAUAAGAUAUGAUACACGUGUGAAUCGAUAACUUUGUUUUUCAAGUCGUUUCCCAAAUUGCGAUUACGAACUGCCAGAGAGUGUUACAAAUUGAAGAUUCUUUGAAUAUAUUUAUGCUGAUUAUGAAGUAAAUUUCUACAGGCGAGAUAUUCUUCGUUACGUGAUGUAUAAUUUUAUUAUUGUUUUUUAGUUUUUAUUAGUUCUCUCUCGCGCUGUAUGUACAAUAUAUAUAUAUGCGUCGGGAAAAUUCGUAUCCAACUUUAAAUACUAUCUUACGAUGAAUAGUUACGAAAAGAUGAAUAUUACAUCUUUAGACAUUAACUCUCGAAGUUUUACAAAAAGUGUAGCGAAUAAAAUAUUAAUUAAUGUGCGCAUAUUUCGCAUAUUAUAGCACGUUAAAUAAUGAUUGAUUUUUACAUAUAGAGAGUAAACUAUUAUUCAGAAAAUAACAAAUUGCUAUUACAUGUAUCGAAUUUGAAAAAUUAUCAUCGCCCUUGUUUCCUUAUACAUACACACACACGCACACACAUUUAAUAUCAUAUUAAAUAAUUAAUAUUUUUCAACUAAAGCGAUAUUAAUUAGAUUUUAAUCAAGAUAUCUCUGCGCGCACGGGCCUUUGUUCAACUUUUAUAUAUAC
This is a messenger RNA of Formica exsecta, 5165 nucleotides long. RefSeq lists its product as uncharacterized. The coding region runs from base 216 to 4430 and encodes 1404 amino acids. Lineage: Eukaryota; Metazoa; Arthropoda; Insecta; Hymenoptera; Formicidae. The transcript is spliced from 11 exons. The record is from RefSeq and is a predicted model, not a curated record.